Messenger RNA from Nothobranchius furzeri (turquoise killifish), 1352 nucleotides. RefSeq names its product ubiquitin-conjugating enzyme E2E 1 (gene ube2e1). Gene Ontology annotation, molecular function: ubiquitin conjugating enzyme activity. Gene Ontology annotation, cellular component: nucleus. Gene Ontology annotation, biological process: protein K48-linked ubiquitination. NCBI's taxonomy places the organism in Eukaryota, Metazoa, Chordata, Actinopteri, Cyprinodontiformes, Nothobranchiidae. The record is from RefSeq and is a predicted model, not a curated record.
GUAACAGUCGCUGCCUUGACAGUGGCGUUCUGGCUUCGGUACGUUCUCCAGCAGCAGCAAGUCAAAGCACCGGGCAGCCAGUGUUUGGGUUUUGUGGACUACAGGGACUUUGGGAACCGUUUUCUCCGCCGCGGUGCGUCCAGCCUGUUCAGGAAGAGUCAGCAUGUCCAGCGAGGUGCAGCCGAGGCCUGACGACAGUCCCAACACCAGCGGGGGAAGUUCGGACACCGAGCAGAGGGAGGCAGCACCUCCGGAGCAGCCUGGCCCCGAGCAGCGUGACCAGACCCAGCCCAAAAAGAAGGAGGCCAAAAUCUCAAGCAAGACCGCUGCCAAGCUCUCCACCAGCGCCAAGAGGAUCCAGAAGGAGCUGGCAGAGAUCACCUUGGACCCGCCUCCGAACUGCAGUGCCGGACCUAAAGGGGACAACAUAUAUGAGUGGAGGUCGACCAUCCUGGGCCCCCCGGGGUCCGUGUACGAGGGAGGAGUGUUUUUCCUGGAUAUCGCCUUCACACCAGACUACCCCUUCAAACCGCCCAAGGUAACGUUUCGUACGAGGAUCUACCACUGCAACAUCAACAGUCAGGGGGUGAUCUGUUUGGACAUCCUGAAGGACAACUGGAGUCCCGCCCUCACCAUCUCAAAGGUUCUCCUGUCCAUCUGCUCCCUGCUCACCGACUGCAACCCUGCGGACCCUUUGGUGGGAAGCAUCGCCACACAGUACCUGACCAACAGAGCCGAACACGACAGGAUAGCCAAACAGUGGACCAAACGCUACGCUACAUAAACCAGCACUGGUUUCUCACACACACACACACACACACACACACACACACACACACACACACACACACACACACACACACACACACUUUCUCCUCUGGAAUCUAUGGAAGCACACACGUCCCCGUCGCCCAGACCUGAGAUGUGAACUGUUAUUUGUUCCAUGCUGACUUGAAAAGCUUCUUUUUAUACAGAGUCUAUUGGGAUUGUAUUUUCCAAUUCACUGAAUGUUGAUAUGGUCAUAAAAAGCUUUAAUACUGUUCUUGUUCUUGUUGAUGUUACUGUUCUUAAUGCAUUGUUUAUAACAUUAUCUAAGUGUGUAAUAUUCAUGUUUCAUGUGGCGUAAAAAUGUUCAGACUGAGUGAGUGUGAUUGCCCCCCCUCAGCUGAUGGUGUAUAUUAGUGCAUGGCACCAGGGUUUAUGUUCCAGCUGUGUUUUCAUGCUGUUGUUUCUGUCCCAGCGGACUUGUGGCAUGGAGUGAGCCUAUCAUCAUGUGUAACAGUGGAUAGUUUGCUGUACAUAUAAUGCCUUGUGAGACCGCAUAACUCAAAUAAACACUGGUUGUAAUGUGA